Molecule: messenger RNA, 3037 nt
Organism: Protopterus annectens (West African lungfish)
Lineage: Eukaryota; Metazoa; Chordata; Ceratodontiformes; Protopteridae
Gene: PROSER2
Product: proline and serine rich 2
Exons: 5
Coding region: 437-1906 (489 amino acids)
Source: RefSeq, a predicted model, not a curated record
UGAGAGAGUUUGGGUUGGGAAUGUCGAAGAGGAGGGACUUUUUAUCGUGUUACAAACUCGCUCACCGGAGAGCAGUACCUGCUGUUAACUGGGAGGUAGUACAACUUCUACACCUGUUGUAGCAGAGGUUGCUUGUGCUUCUGAAUCGGUAAAGGGAAAUGAACUUUUGAUGCUGCGGUUUGUUUUUCUGUUCAGGAAAGAGUCCGUAAAUUGACAAAAAGCUGAAUGAGCACGCUAGGUCGAGAUUUCUUGUUCUAGUGUUGGCUGAAGUGUUUGAAACAUCGAGAAAAAAGAAAUCAAGGAUAAAGGGAUGUCUGUUUGAUGGUGCAAAUUUGGGUUUUUCACCAUGCGUCUGGUUGUUAAAUGGCUAAAAGGAUGUAGCAGUGACUCGUCUUAAGUAAUGUCAAAAUAAUUAUUCCUGUCUGGCUCUUCAGAAAUGGAUUAUAUCAUGACAGCAAAGCCUGUAUUAAAUGACAUUGGAAGGAAUGGGAGCUCUGAGAGUCGUGGAAGUAGUCUGAGGUCUAGGAGUUCGUCUUAUGAUGAUGAGAGCUUAAAUUUUCUAACACAUGAAGAGAAAGAUGUUCUCAUGUUCUUUGAAGAAACCCUUGAUUCCUUCGAAGAUGAGGAAAAGGAAGAAGGCAUCACAGACUAUAAUGAUAAUUCUGUUGCACAUUUUGCUGUGCCUAGACUCGUUGAAGAAAAUGGUCUAAAUCACUAUGACAAUGAAGAUAUCAUUGACUUGGUACAGUCAAAGACCGUGUACAGCACGGACAGAGUGCCAUAUGAUAAUAUAUUACCAGCAGACCAUGAGAAGACCUUGGAAGUGAAGACAUUAGAUGAUGAGACACUUGCAGUGAUUUCUGAUGUCAGCCUCUUACAUGAAAUUGAUGGAAACAUACGAGUGAUUUCUCCUAUCCGGGAUAUUACUGUGCCUCCAGAUGAUGUAAAGACUGUUGAGACAGUUAUACCUAAAAACAAUGAAAACCAUUUGCCAGAGUCUGGCUUAGAUCAGCCAAAGCCCGAUCUUGGCCAAAAUUUAGGUUUUGUUCCUACACCUGUUGUUGUUGCUCAGAAAUGGACAGAAAAACAAAAUGAAAAGCCUUCUUCACAAGUCUUGUCUAAAAUUCAGAAGGGAAAUGAAUAUACCUUUUUACAUCCAACUUUUCACCCGCAUGCUCUGUCACACGGCAGAGACUUUUCAUUCAGACACGGUCCUCAGUCUCCUCCCAAAAUACACCGCUUCCCAGAGAACAUUAAUGUCACAGUUACUGGGAAGGAAUAUAAUAAAACUAUUGCAAAAGCAGCUGUAAGGGUUCAAGAACGCAGAGCCCAGAUGCUGGCAAAUCUAAAUGGAGCAGCUUUUCUGUCACCUGAAUUGGAUGAAAAGGCACAUAGCAGCAUGGUCGAUGGCCGGGUUAGAAGUGCCUCCUUUAGAGAUCAAGCAGCUGAUUACUCCAGGCAUGGAGCCUCAUCAAAUCCUGGCUUGGCAACGGAAGCCACUUCCUCACCAGAUAUUAGUAAUCACAUUCCAAUCAGCAGUACACCAAAGGCUACUCCUCCCAACCAUUUUCGACCAAAUGGCCAUGAAUCUGUGAACAACAAUCGUGAGAAUCUCAGCACUCCAAUAAAAUGCGCUUCAGAUGCUUCCUUGUCUACAGCCAAAUCGGUAGUAUUUAAACCAGACCCAGAUUCAGCACAAAACAAAAUUUCUCGUUCAACAACAGCUCAGAGUAUUUAUGCUAGGAGUCCCAUUUCUUCUAAAGAUAGUCAGCGAGCAUGCUCUUUGCCAAGGCAGCCAACUGGACUUAGGCCACAAGGGAUCACAGUUCAGUUUUCAGGUCGAGGGGCAUCUGAAGAAUCUAGAAAGGAAGCAUUAAGGAAACUUGGUCUGCUGAAGAGCUCAUAGUCCUUCAGUAUGAGGUCCACGCGUUCCUUUGUUGCAUGCAAGCAAAUGCUGCUGUAGUCAUUGUUGUUUUCAGAGCAGCUUGACUGGUUGAUGUCUUUUAACUAAAAUGUACUCAUAAUUUCAUUUAGAGUAACUUUUAUGGAUUUGCUUGUAGUGCCCCCUUAUUCAUUUAAGUUGCAGUCAUUCUGGAAGUAGGAACUGUCAUUCCCUGUUCUGUAAGUAUAUAGUACAAGUAUUUUUUCUUUGUUCCAGUGUAGUUUAGGACAUAUACUAUGCAGUACUAUGUCAUUUCACAUUGGAUUAUCAUCCUGUGUACUUCAGGUUGCAUUUGUUUGAAGAUUUUUUUUUCUGUGCUGUUUUGGACAGGACAGUACCACAUCAUUUCUGACUGGCAUGCUCAUGCACAAUACACGUGUUUUGUAUGUAACUGAGAUACAGGGCUCAGAGAUGUCUUUCACUUCAUGCUGGUGCAUGUCAGUAAAGUGAUUCAUGUGCACAGUGCCACAGUUGGGGGGGUAUGUACAUGACCGGUGGGUUGCCUGAAGAACCAAGUAUUCACUGGUCAAAACAUACGUUGUUGCCAAGUCUCUAAAUGAAUUUAUUGCCCUCCAUAGUGUGUAUCUUGCCUUGUUUUACAUUAUGCAGUGCAAUGCUUCUGCUUGUGUUAAGAACUGGAAACAAAAAAUAGCCAAAAAAUGGGUAGAGACUUUCAAAUGUUGGCACAGCAUUGAGUGACAUUCCAGAUAUUAACUGAGUUAAUGCAUAGACGUAAGUCUACUGCCUUAUCACAGCCAUUUUUACAAUAGUGCUUUGAUAUGCUGUUGGAAUGCUUUCCAGUGUUUAGUAUGCAGUCCACACAAAGUGGCAUCAUCUUUAGUUAAAAUUAAAAAAAGGGUUAAAUGCCUCCGUUUCAAGCUUUUGGAGCUGUACCAAGUUAUCCUGGUUAAGUACUGAAAAAUGCAUGUUGCUGAGAAUGAGUAACCUUUGGGGAAAAUUAAUCCAAACUCCUUGUGCUAUUUUUAAACAUUAAUGUGACCAUUGCAGAUUUAUUAAACAAGUGAUAAUGUAUGUAAGGUUGCAAUGUAGUUAUAGCCAAAAGAACAAAAGAAAAAACUGUGAUGGAUACUUGUG